Molecule: messenger RNA, 759 nt
Organism: Trichoderma atroviride IMI 206040
Lineage: Eukaryota; Fungi; Ascomycota; Sordariomycetes; Hypocreales; Hypocreaceae
Source: RefSeq, a predicted model, not a curated record
GCAAAGAGGAGAGAAGGCGCAAGUCAGCCAAUUGUUCUCCAACGUACAUUGUAAAAAACGCAUAUUUUGACUCAGAAGCGUACCUUGAGCUGGACAACAGCCUCGGCAGUCACACCGUCGAGAGUGACGAGAACUGCGAGCUUCUUGGUGGUUCCGGCGUCGCGCAGCGAGUGAGCAAGCACCAAUGCGCCUGAUAUUUCGUUAGUGACAACACGUCUUAAAGAGUGAUUGGCUAGAGAAAACUCACCAGGAAGGUAGGCAUCGUUCAACAGAAGCUAUAUCAAGAGAGCCACGCCGCGGCGAUAAGUCAGCUUGCCGUUCUUUGAGCUAUAUACAACGCAGAUAACAGGCGGGGAAGGGAGCAGCAAGGACGAACCGUAGCAUAAGCAUGCUCGCCCGAGCUUGGAUCAGCCAUUAUGAGCUAGAUGAGCAAAAAGUUAUAGCUAGAUGCGCAAAAGAGAAUGGAAGAAGACGUUGAGAGGGGUAUUCCGCAGAUCUCUGAAGACACGCUUACGGGACAGAGACGCGAGGAACGGCCUUUACGGAGGAGGAGCAGAGGGAAUAAGAAGAAGAGGGGAAGGGAAGAAGAGGAGCUCCGGGAGUGGGAACAGCAGCGGUAGAAAUAACGAAAGCGUUGGGAGGCAACAGUACGGUGAUGGAGGUUGGAAUUGGGUACGGCGCAAGAGGGUGGCGUAGUUUAAGGUGCCGUCGGGCUGGCGCUACUUUUUCUCGCCUUCUUGAAUCGUCGAUGCGACUGCG